CUUCAAGAGAAACWGGAGGAGGUGGAACCAAGAAAUCUUCGCUCAUUUAUUUAACAUCACUUCCCCGCCGCCGGUAAAGCAAACAGUCCUCCCGAAGCAGCCGGGGGAGCAGAGGACRCAUCGGUGUGCGUGUCCGCAGAGAGCCGAACCUGCCGAAGCCGACCGGGCUCACAGAGGCUCCUGGUUUCYGCCUCAGAACACGAGUCGAGCGCUGAUUUCCGCAGAUAUUUGGGAGAAAUCUGCGGAGGCUCCUCCGGGCAUGGAGAGCCAACCACCGCUGUGACACCCGGACUUGUUUGCUUCAUUCUAAAUAAUGGAGAGUUGACAGUUUCAGAAGAACCAGACUAACUGAAGUGGGACAAAAAAAAAAAAAAAAGAAAAUUCAGCUCCCUUUUUUAAUCCCAGGGACAUCAUAUCCAUUGUUUCAAACCCAUUAAGUACUUCUGAUCAGUGUCAUGGCUGCAUACGGGCAGACUCAGUACAGCCCGGCCCUCCAGCCUGCAGGACCAUACACCCAUUACACCCACCACACGCAGGGCUACAGCAUGCCGUCUUACAACAUUAAGACAGAGGACGGUUUGAGUCAUUCUCCGGGGCAGACAGGACUACUGGGCUACUCAAACUUCAGCGGAACGCCUCCGAGUCAAAGUCUCUACAGCUACUCUCACACACACGGCGGUGGUAUUUCACCGGGAAUCUUCCAAGGGACACACGCAAUCUCAAGUUCRACCCCAUUCAAUCCUACCCAACAAGAGUUUCCUGCAUAUUCAAGCUACAGCCAGAGUCAGUACUCUCCCUACUAUAACUCACAUCACUACAACAGUCCCUACUUAACCAGCAGCAACAUCAGCCCCGCGACGAUCACAGCUCCWUUAGCUUAUCAGCACCCAGAGCAUUCUAUUAUGAUGCCCAAUCACAGCCCAGAAUCACAUACAGGAGAUUACCACCCGCCACCCAGCCCACCAACACCAGGUAAGGAGGAGGUGACCCCAGCACGAAGGGGAUCCGAUGGCAAGCUGAGGGGAAGAAAAAAAGUUAUUGACCCCGCUCCCCCUCUGGACUCAGAUAUAGAGCGCGUGUUUAUCUGGGAUCUGGAUGAAACCAUCAUCAUUUUCCAUUCACUCCUCACGGGAACUUUCUCCUCACGAUUCGGCAAGGACUCAUCAAAGGCAGUAUCUCUGGGUUUGUGGAUGGAAGAAAUGAUCUUCAAUCUAGCUGACUCCAGACUCUUUUUCAACGACCUGGAGGAAUGUGACCAGGUUCAUAUUGAUGACGUGGCAUCAGACGACAAUGGACAGGACCUGAGCACUUACAACUUUGGGUCCGAUGGCUUCCAGAGCCCAGCAGGAGCAGGCUCCUUGUGCCUGGGGUCAGGGGUUCACGGAGGAGUCGACUGGAUGAGGAAACUGGCUUUCCGAUACCGCAGAGUCAAAGAGAUUUACAACACWUACAAAAAUAAUGUUGGAGGUUUGCUGGGCAGUCCCAAGCGAGAGGAAUGGUUACAGCUCAGAAGAGAGAUGGAAGUUCUGACUGACCUGUGGCUGACUCAAGCACUCAAAGCCUUGGCUCUCAUUAACUCAAGGCCAAACUGUGUGAAUGUGUUGGUGACCACCACUCAGCUCAUCCCAGCCCUUUCCAAGGUUUUACUGUACGGUCUUGGCUCAGCCUUCCCAAUAGAGAACAUAUACAGCGCCACGAAAAUUGGAAAAGAGAGCUGUUUUGAGCGUGUGUCUCAACGGUUUGGUCGGCGAGCGGUUUACGUGGUGAUCGGAGAUGGAGCCGAGGAGGAGACCGUAGCCAAGAAGAAGAACAUGCCAUUCUGGAGGGUGUCCUGUCGAGCAGAUCUGGAGGCUCUGACUCAUGCACUGGAGCUGGAUUACCUCUAGAGGGCAUCAACCGUCAACGUCYGCACUCAAAGCAAGGAGAAGCUCUUGAAGUCUGUUUUGUGCAGCCAGAGUUGAGGUGCGUGUGGAAACUGACUUCAGAUCAGUAUUGCUGUUCUGAGGGAGCACCUGAGGACUUUCAAGCAACGCGACAGCCGGACACAGACAUGAAACCACAAGUGCUGACAUCCAACUUUGCAAAGUACAAAUAAGGGACCAAAUCAUAGCUAAUMCCAGGGAACUAUGACUAGUACUGCAAGUAUUAAAUAUAUGUAUAUAAAAAAACAUGUCUUUUUCUUUCUGUUUAUUUUGUUCAUCUCAGCUUAUUGAAUAUUGCACUGAAUGCAAAUUCUGAUUUCUUAUUCAAUGAGCUCAAUGAGUUUUUGAAUGGAAAAAAAAAACAUCUGUCUGGUUUUUGACUUUUUAUUCUGUUCUGUCUUUUAUUUGUUUUCAGACUUAAACUGUCUCAAGGGCUAAAACUGUUUUUUAAAAUAAAGUUAGAAACAAAUUGUGAUGUUAUAUGUGACAUUUUAGUCAGCUAGAAUAUUGUAAAACAAACAUCUUUUAGUUAGAGACUAUUAAAAUAGUCAAUACAUUGGAAUGAUAAUAACAGCUAUUUAUUAUAGGUUCAGUCCUAUAGCAUAAUGAGUUAGACUGCAAAAUAUAAAAAAUAUGUAAAGACAAAAGCAAAUGUUUUGAUAUGAAGUUUUCCUGCAGAUGUGUUUUAGUUCAGUGCUUGAUUCUUUAAUUUUGAUUCUGGGUUGUACAUUGAUUCUUUUUCUGACUCUGUUUCAGUCUCCAUAAACCUGGUUGUAAUAUAAAUGAACUAGUAAGGUUGUGCAUGUGCUAAUUACACUGCCUGUCGGCUUAAUGUGAUUUGUAUAUAAUGCUUUUUAUUGCCCAAUUUGUUUUGACAGACAAAGUAGAUAAUAAAGAUAAAUUAAUUGCA
Austrofundulus limnaeus is the source of this 2832-nucleotide messenger RNA. It is a transcript of the gene eya2, whose product is annotated as EYA transcriptional coactivator and phosphatase 2. Lineage: Eukaryota; Metazoa; Chordata; Actinopteri; Cyprinodontiformes; Rivulidae. Gene Ontology annotation, biological process: cell differentiation; negative regulation of extrinsic apoptotic signaling pathway in absence of ligand; positive regulation of DNA repair. The record is from RefSeq and is a predicted model, not a curated record. The transcript is spliced from 16 exons. Bases 456 to 1886 code for a protein of 476 amino acids. Gene Ontology annotation, cellular component: nucleus. Gene Ontology annotation, molecular function: protein tyrosine phosphatase activity.